Messenger RNA from Ctenocephalides felis (cat flea), 3911 nucleotides. Its product is annotated as aminopeptidase N-like. Gene Ontology annotation, biological process: proteolysis; peptide catabolic process. NCBI's taxonomy places the organism in Eukaryota, Metazoa, Arthropoda, Insecta, Siphonaptera, Pulicidae. Gene Ontology annotation, cellular component: cytoplasm. Gene Ontology annotation, molecular function: peptide binding; zinc ion binding; metalloaminopeptidase activity. The record is from RefSeq and is a predicted model, not a curated record.
GGAUUUGGAGAACUAAUUUUAAUUGCAAAAAUUUCGUUAUUGUUUGAAAGAAAACAGUUAUAAAAUGGUGGCACAAUCAGCCAAAAGUUGCCAAAAUGUCUUGGCCCGCCAGCUCAUCUAUCAUCAUCUUCAUCCUGAUCCUUACCACGACUUCUCUGUGCAAACACCAGGACGAAGAUCAGGAUGAUGAUCCACUAUUUUCCUACACAGUUCCUGCAACAAAUAGUUCCGAAAACAUCUUCCAUAACCAGAAACACGACUACAACCAUGUCAUCAACCAGCUAAAGCACAUAAUUUCGGAGAAGAUUUCACAAAUUCCGAAGAAUGUAACCAGGAUUGUCCAGAAGCUCAAGAAUAUUACGCAUGUCGACCAUGAUAAGGGAGUGAUGACGACUGUUCAUGAGGUUAGUACAUCAACUUGUCCGAAUGAUAAAGAAACUUCUGAAGAUGCUACUACUGAGUUGGCAACUGAAAAGAGUACAACAACGAUGGCAACUGAAAGAACUACAACAACAAUGGCAACUGAAAGAGUUGCAACAACUUUGGCGACUGAAAAAACAACUGUUGAUCAUGAUGAAUCAACAUCGACCACCAAGCAUGAUGAUCUUCCGAAGCACAAGUUAAGAGCAGAUAUCACAUCCAUAGUUGUCAGUAUAAACAGUUCUUUAGACAAUGUGCAGAAUGACACCUGUGAUUUGGACGAGAACAACAUCUACAGGUUGCCCAGAAAUGUGGUUCCUCAACAUUACCAUUUGAACCUGAUCACUUACCUGGAUGAGGCCAUGAACUAUUCGUUUAGUGGACAAGUUGCCAUUGCGGUUAGAUGUGUUCGUCCAACAAAAGAAAUCAUCCUGCACGCCCUCGAGCUGGAUAUCGACGAAAAAACCUCAGUGUUGGAAAUCAUGACCAACCAUGUGGAACGCAAACAAAAGUCCACCAACAACACCUUGGCCUGGAUCGACCGUGAGAACCUGGUCAAAAGUGCAGGGUACUUGCCAAAAGUCAAUGAAACCGCUCAGAACGACUUCUAUAGAAUUGAACUCAAUCAGGAAAUGAAUGUAGGAGAAACUUAUGUGGUGAUGAUAAAAUUUACUGGACUGAUUAAGGAGACCCUGUCGGGAUAUUAUAGAUGCAGUUAUAAGAAGGAGAAUGGUGAAAAAGAGUGGCUUUCGGUGACCCAAUUUGAACCCACAGAUGCCAGGAGGGCUUUUCCUUGUUUUGAUGAACCUGACAUGAAGGCAACUUUUGAUAUUAAUUUGUUACAUCGAAAAAAGUACAGGGCUAUCAGUAAUGCACCAGCUGCUAGCAUCACUGAAAUGAUGGACAAUCCAGAUUGGCUGUGGACGAAUUUCACAACAACUCCAAAAAUGUCGACAUACCUGGUGUUUUUCAUGGUCUCGGAUUUUGAAGUUAGGGAUGUUACAAAAUUUGAUUACAAAUUUGAGGUCUACGCUAUGCCAAGGGCCAUCAACCAGACCAAUUUUGCCCUCAGAGAGUCUCCAAACAUCCUCAACGAAUUGACCCAGUAUUUAUACACACCAUAUGCCCUCCAAAAGUGGCCCGUUAAAAUGAUUGCAGUGCCGGAAUUUUCUGCAGGUGCUAUGGAGAAUUGGGGAGCAGUGACUUUUAGAGAGUCUUUACUCCUGUACGAUGAUGUUGCGAGUGACACCAAGAGUAGAUAUUCGAUUGUUUCGGUGAUUGCCCACGAACUGACCCACCAGUGGCUGGGCAACCUAGUCACCCUCAAAUGGUGGUGGAAUGAUUUAUGGUUGAACGAAGGGGUAACCACCUACGUCACUGGUCUAAUAGUGGAGCAAGUGCAUCCAGAAUGGAACUCUCUUCUGGAAAACACUGCCAAAACGGUCAUGAGUUUGCUGGAAGUCGACUCUUUGAAGGGAUCCCAUCAGGUGUCUGUAAAAAUUGCUAAUCCAAAUGAUAUUGGCCAGAUUUUUGAUUCUAUAUCGUACAGUAAAGGAAGUAUGAUUUUGAGGAUGCUGGAUUUGAUUUUGGCUGAUAAUAUAUUCAGGCUAGGCUUGAAAAGUUAUUUAUCGGAGCACGCUUAUUCUAAUGCCCAAAAGGACGAUUUAUGGAAGCACCUAUCAGCAAGUUAUAGAAAGAAAGAAUUGGACAAAAAUGAAACCAAGUGCACACAGGACGACCUCAAAAUUUUGAGCAGGGAUGAUGGAGUAAAAACUAUAAUGGAUUCCUGGACUCUGCAGACUGGUUAUCCCCUUAUUAACGUUAAAAGGAACUAUGAGAAAGACACUGCCUACAUCACACAGGUAAAGGAUGAUUCUUCUGACAAUAAACAAUGCUGGUACGUUCCUUUAAGUUACACCACUGAAUCAGAGAAAGACUUCAACAACACCAGGCCCAGGAAGUGGUUGGUCUGUCCAGAAAAUAUGAAGUACGACAGGAAAAGGAAUCUGAGGAGUGAUAAUAUGAUUAGUUUGGGAUUCGAUAAUAACAGUACUGAUGAUGAGGAAGAUGAUUAUAGUUAUAAUAAGACUGGUGCAGAUGUCUUGAAGAAGAAUUAUGCUGUUGGUGCUGGUGCUGAUGAAGAUGUCGAUUUGCCAGGGACUGCCACAUUGAAGGAUAUGCCGGGGAAGGAUCAGUGGGUUAUAUUUAAUAUACAAAUGGCAGGUAUCUACAGAGUGAAUUACGAUUUGCAAACUUGGGAGAAAUUAAUUUUAUAUCUUCAAUCAGAAAAUUAUGACAAAAUACACAUUUUGAAUCGAGUACAACUCAUUGAUGAUUCUCUGGACUUGGCCUGGACUGGAGAUCAGGAUUAUUCUGUAGCUUUAAAACUGGUCUCAUAUUUGAAACAAGAAACAGAAUAUAUAGCUUGGAACUGCGCAUUAAAAAAUUUGGCCAAGCUUAAAAAAGCUUUGAUGUAUGGGGAUGAGUUUCCUCUGUUUGAGAAAUAUAUAAGCCAAUUUAUAUCACCAAUGUAUGAACGAUUGGGUGGUAUUUCUCAUCAGUUAAAAAUCAAAAAGGGCAAAUCGGCAGAAAGAGAAAAUCUCACAGACCAUUCUCGGCCUGAAGACAUUGUGAAACACCGAAUCCUGAUCUCGUCCUGGGCAUGCAGAUAUGCAAUUUCAGAUUGCAGACAAAAGGCAGUAUCGUAUUUUGAAGAAUUCAUGAACGCUCACAAAACUAAAAGUGACAGGGCAGCUGAUGUGAUUCCUGCAGACAUUGUGUCUAUAGUUUACUGUACUGCUGUUCGAUUUUCAGACCAGGUGAAUAAGAAAAUUAGGAGUAAAACAUCUGAUGAUACCAGAAGAAAAGGUUUUCACAAUCAUCCGGUGGUCAGAACUUACGGCACAAAUAAAAAUAAUACUGAUAAAAAUUCUUCUUUAUCAUUUGAACUUUUAACAGACGAAUGUACCAGCCAAGAUGUAGAGAACGUAACAUCAUCUAGUGCUUUUGAAUUUUUAUGGAAUUUAGCUGGAGAUAGUAAUCUGGCACAGACGCAAGUUUUGGCUAUUUUGAAGGCUUUGGCUUGCACUACGGAUAAAGAUAAGGCUCUCAGAUAUUUGAACGCUUCUUUAGAUCGCAAUAGUUUUAUCAGGAGACAAGAUGCCCAACUUGCAUUCUCGGGUGUUGCUUCAAACUCUAAAACUUUUAUGGUGGCCAGAAAGUUUCUAUAUGAAAGAAUCAAAGAUAUAUACGAAUAUUUGGGUCCGAAUUCAAAUAAAUUGGGCAGUUAUGUGGAUGCAGUAGCGGAUCAGAUCACAACACAGAAAGAUUAUGAUGAGUUGGUGGAGUUCACAAAGCAGAAUGCAAAAUAUUUAGCACGUUCUCAACUGAUUAUUAAAAAAUCAUUAGAAAGUGCCCAAUUAAUGAUACAUUGGCAACAAAAGCAUUACGAUAGAGUAAUAAAACUUUUAAAGGAAUAUACGCAAGAUUAA